This is a messenger RNA of Aspergillus aculeatus ATCC 16872, 922 nucleotides long. RefSeq lists its product as uncharacterized. Gene Ontology annotation, cellular component: cytoplasm. Gene Ontology annotation, molecular function: glutathione transferase activity; glutathione binding. NCBI's taxonomy places the organism in Eukaryota, Fungi, Ascomycota, Eurotiomycetes, Eurotiales, Aspergillaceae. Bases 329 to 922 code for a protein of 197 amino acids. The record is from RefSeq and is a predicted model, not a curated record. The transcript has 3 exons.
CAAUGCCAAGGUGAACACAAGUCCAUCAUGUAUCGGGACCAGUGCUGAAGCUGAAACCUGCACGGAGUCGAACCCUUGUAGGGACUGUCCAAGCUCAAUCAAUGAAGUACCUAGUUUUGACCACUGUGAACCCUCAAGCUCAAGCGAACUGGAUUGAUAAGCACCGCGAAUCGUUGGCAAGGAUGAUUUCACAAAUUAGGUAGCGAUGCGAUGCCCAUAGCGAUGGUAUAUCCGCUUUCGCAUCGCGUUGCCGCCUCUGGAAUCCGCCAGUGUUGACCAGGAACAGUAGUUCAGGUUACGAAUCACACCUCGUCAACUAGAGAUCAAUAUGGCCCUCAAACUCUACGGAUCGGCCAUGUCAAUCGCCCGCGUCCUGGUCACGCUCUAUGAGAAACCACUGCCAUUCGAAUUUAUCCGUGUCAAUAUCGCCCAGGGGGAACACAUAACCACAGAAAACAAGAAGAUGCAGCCGUUCGGCAAAGUGCCUGUGCUGGAAGACGAGGAAGACUAUAAAGCGUACGGGCGCUUCGAGCAAGCCUGCACCAUCGAACAGAGCUAUUUCGCGGCGGCGGCCGAGACCCUAAGGACCGAGCUGGUGAUUGAACGGGCCAAGGGACUGAGUCCUCCAGACCAGGCGCGAGUCCGUCAAGCCGAGGCGGACUUGGAUCAUGUCUUCGCGGUCUAUGAGGAGAUUCUGGGACGACAGAAGUAUCUAGCAGGAGAUGAACUCACCCUGGCUGACCUGUUUCACUUGCCGUUGGCAUCGACUCUGAAGGCCUUUGGAUAUCAGGCAGUGUUUGAGCGGUAUCCGAGUGUGGACAGGUGGUUCAAGGGCCUGCAAGGGCCUGCAGGAGCGGGAGAGCUGGGUCAAAGCUUCUGCACUGGCAGGAUAAAAAUGAACCAGCAUUGUGUUAGUCAAUGA